This is a messenger RNA of Penicillium paradoxum, 897 nucleotides long. Its product is annotated as HVSL domain-containing protein. The transcript is spliced from 3 exons. The record is from RefSeq and is a predicted model, not a curated record. Gene Ontology annotation, molecular function: 3'-5'-RNA exonuclease activity. NCBI's taxonomy places the organism in Eukaryota, Fungi, Ascomycota, Eurotiomycetes, Eurotiales, Aspergillaceae. Gene Ontology annotation, biological process: U6 snRNA 3'-end processing. Gene Ontology annotation, cellular component: nucleus. Bases 1 to 897 code for a protein of 298 amino acids.
AUGCCUCUAGUACAUUACUCUGACUCGGAAUCCGACUCGGAGCUGAGAAUCUCUCCCCCCGUGGCCAAGAAACCUCGACUCAAUCCACCAGGGCCAUCGCUACCCCCGCUACCUCCAGCGUUCCACAACCUUUAUGCCUCGAGCACACGUGUAAGCGUGCAAGAUGACCCUAAUCUCCAUGCAGGCCGAGUACGUGUAAUUCCUCAUGUGGAAGGGAACUGGCCAACACACCUGUACCUUGAAUGGUAUCCGACGAAGGAUGAGCUUUCAGUCCUCAAAGAUAUCAUCGCCCAAUCUGAGAAUUCAUCAGACAAAGCUGCACCUAUCGUACACAGCCUUUUGCAUAGCGAUCUUGGUGCCCAGCUACCAUUGCAUAUCAGCUUAUCUAGGCCGGUGGUUCUUCGCACCGAGCAGCGCGCUGCAUUUACCGAGUCGCUGCAAGAGGCUAUCCAGGAUUCGCAUGUUCAGUCAUUUGACGUCCGACCUAAUAGACUAUAUUGGUCGUCAAACUAUGAGAAGACCCGGUGGUUUCUUGUCUUGGGCGUGCAAAAGCCGAGUCAUGAUGGUCUGAACCGUCUUCUGAAGCUGUCGAAUGACACGCUUGCCCGCUUUGGUCAACCGCCUCUCUAUUCAAAGCCCCAGGUUCAAGGGCAACAGACCAGCGCGUCGCUCCAUAGAGAGAGCAUUGACCGGAACAGUAGUCUGCCUGUUGAGGAUUUUUCGGGCUGCUUUCAUAUUUCACUUGGCUGGAGUCUGAUGGGACCCAGUCCAAAGGAAUGUGAACGGAUUGCCGGUAUAGAUUUACGCGCUUUGGAAGGCCUCCAUGUGAAAUUCGACAGCGUCAAGGCGAAAAUUGGGAACCAUGUUGCUAGUAUACCAUUGGCGAAGACCUUAUGA